AUGAUGCUGUUGUCCAUUGUAGACCCAAUCUGUUGUUCUCUCUCCUGCCAUCACCCACCCUGUUCAAUAGGAAAACCGACCGGGCGAUGUUUGACUGUGAAGCAGCUUCUUGCGUUUUUCAAUCGUGCACAUUGUAGCAUGUUAGUAUACAUCCAGCAAUCUAUUUUGUGCUCUGUGUACUUCUUCUUCUUCAUUUGGUGCAAUACUAAUUUUCUUUGUUUCAAGUUUGUGGUUUUGGUGGAGGUCAACUUGCUAACAGCUGCCAGUUCUUUCAUGUUAGCUGGCAGGUUGCUGGCAGUGUUGGAACUGCCUCAGCAGCAGUUUCAAAUUGCUCUGCCUGUUGGUCAUAUAAAUUCUUGUUCGUAUCCUCUAUGCGAGUGUGACAAAGCCCUGCUUAUCCUGCUAUUUGGCAAUGACUGGCGUUGGACUUGUACAUAA
This is a messenger RNA of Ostreobium quekettii, 438 nucleotides long. The record is from the annotation of a GenBank genome assembly. Lineage: Eukaryota; Viridiplantae; Chlorophyta; Ulvophyceae; Bryopsidales; Ostreobiaceae.